UGCGCGUCGCACGACGACGCGAUUAUACGCGCGGAAAUCCGCUUCGAUUGCUCUAAUUGAUUUUCCUUUACCCCUAUCCACAAGAGCGUAGCGGAUAACUUAAUCAAUUUCUGCUCGACGGACACCGCCGGCGGAUUAAAUAAGAAUGCAAAAAUAGCAUUCAAAGCGUAUUUACUCGGCGGUCAUUUGACACAUAAAUUCAGUCAUAUCCACUUUAUUCCGUGCAUUGCCCCCUGAAAGCACUCGGACUGUGCAGUUGUGGUUGUAGGGAGCAUCAUGCCAGGUGACUUGAUAGAAAGACUCAUUUUUGAGAUCGAAAAGCACCCAAUGAUAUAUGAUAAGUCCCUAGCCGAAUUCAAAGAUACUGAAAGGAAAGAAAGGGUAUGGAAGCAAAUUGGUGAUAAAGCUAAUUUAACAGUUGGACUUGCGAAGACGAAGUGGAAGAGUGUCCGCGACGCUAUUAGGAAAUAUUUAGAUGCCAUUCCCAUACCGAAAAGUGGUCAGGGCAGGACGAAACCCAAGAAGGAAUACAAGUAUGCAAAGAUGUUGGAGUUCCUGAGGCCACAUAUGGAGAACCGCAAGUCUUCUGGCAAUCUUGAGGACCUUGAUACAGAUACAAUUGAAGCAGGCGAUGAUAUUCCGAUUGAUAAUAUCAAUGUCGAAGACGAACUCGAGUUGGGUGAUGGAACCUCAUCGGAAUACAAUGACAAACAACCAGAAACAUUCGCUGCACCAAAACCCAGAUGCCAACAAAAGAAAAAGGCUUCAAAACCAGCAUCUGAGGUGGAUGACGCCAUAGUUUCUUACAUCAAAAGCAAGAAUGAAAAGAAGCCAAAACAACCGGAUGAGGAUGAAAAUAUUUCUGACUUUAUGAAAUCAAUGAUUGCGAGUAUCAAAAAGUUUCCGCCACAAAUUAGAUCCAGCAUCAUGUUCAAAAUUCAUGGUUUAGUGCAUGAGGCCGAAAUGCAUGUAAUCUACGGGAGCAGUGGCAACCAAGCAUCCCAGCAUAUCCAGGGUAACCCAUCCACCUCGACCGGCUUCUCCAAUGUUGGUUCGUGCAUGGGUAUGGGCCAGAUGCAACAACAAUCAAGCAAUUCGACAAAUUGGAAUGCUCCAAAUUUAAUGUAACUUCCAGAAAUGUUUGUAUGGAACAACAAUUGAUU
Molecule: messenger RNA, 1163 nt
Organism: Lineus longissimus
Lineage: Eukaryota; Metazoa; Nemertea; Pilidiophora; Heteronemertea; Lineidae
Exons: 3
Coding region: 277-1128 (283 amino acids)
Biological process (GO): regulation of transcription by RNA polymerase II
Cellular component (GO): transcription regulator complex; nucleus
Source: RefSeq, a predicted model, not a curated record